Molecule: messenger RNA, 1141 nt
Organism: Pararge aegeria (speckled wood butterfly)
Lineage: Eukaryota; Metazoa; Arthropoda; Insecta; Lepidoptera; Nymphalidae
Gene: GSTd2
Product: glutathione S-transferase 1-1-like
Exons: 5
Coding region: 88-738 (216 amino acids)
Biological process (GO): glutathione metabolic process
Molecular function (GO): glutathione transferase activity
Source: RefSeq, a predicted model, not a curated record
CUCCCCCCCACUGCGCUUACUCGCAGUCAAACCGCUACGCUGGUACUACUCCGUGCUUUUCGUGCAAACUACAACAGUUAAAACACAAUGCCUGUGGACCUGUACUACGUGCCCGGCUCGGCGCCUUGCAGGGCGGUACUGCUGACGGCGCGCGCGCUAAACCUCAACCUGAACCUAAAGCUGGUGGACCUGCACCACGGUGAACACCUCAAACCGGAAUACCUCAAGAUCAACCCUCAACACACAGUCCCAACACUCGUGGACGACGGCUACCCGAUCUACGAGUCGCGUGCUAUCAUCACCUACCUCGUCAACAAGUACGGCAAGGGCAGCGCGCUGUACCCCGAGGAGCCCAAGGCGCGGGCGUUGGUCGACCAGCGCCUGUACUUCGACAUCGGCACGCUGUACCAGAGAUUCAGCGAUUACUUUUACCCACAAAUCUUUGGAGGUGCUCCCGCCGACAAGGACAAGCUGGCCAAGGUAGAAGACGCCCUGCAGCUUCUGGACACAUUCCUGGAGGGACAGAAGUACGUCGCCGGGCCAAACCUCACCGUGGCCGACCUCAGCAUCGUCGCUGGUGUCUCUAGCUUCGAAGCAUCCGACGUUGACUUCAAGAAAUACGCCAACGUCAAGAGGUGGUACGAAACCGUCAAGUCCACAGCGCCUGGAUACCAAGAAGCCAACGAGAAAGGCCUGGACGCAUUCAAGGGGCUCGUCAACAGCAUCCUAAAGAAGUAACCAUUCCAGGGUGAAAUGUUCAAUAAGGCGUAGCUAAAGGAAAGCAGAUGUAUUUCAUUCUGCUUCAAAUAUUUUGAUUCUGUACAAAGAAAUACCUUGUCUAUGGAUCAACACACAACAUCUAAGGAAUUCGAUACAGCAUUUAACAAAAUUGUCGUUCGAUUCUUUGUAAACUUUUUGCUCGUUGCAACGUAUAAUACGCUAGAAAUUGUCUAGUCUAUCUACCUACCAACUCACGUCUUUUAACGCGAAUAGUUUUAUCGAAUUUUACACACCUUUUUACAGAGUCCUCGUUCGAUUAUUUGUACCUUUAUAGCGUGGUGUGGUAAAAAUACGCUCAAAAAAGUAAAUGUGUCCAAGAUUUUUGUAUUUCGUGUAACCAUCCUCUUUUUAUUACGGCCGA